AUGGCCACCGCGCAUGCAGCAGGUGCGGCGGCCCUUACCUUCCGUCUGCUGCACAUGAUGGUGAUGGGGUUGAUCCUAGUCCUGGAGGUGUCGCACCGGGUGCUGCUGCGGUGCCCAUGCCACCUCACCUAUUCCAAGAGCUUGAACGGUGGGCUGCUCACUACCCCGCUCUUGCUGGCGUCGCUCGAGUAUACUGAUGUGGAAUUGGAUCGUAUGGCAGCUGCGGAACAGACUUCCCUCGCCAAGACCGUCGAGCAGGCCACGAAGGCCGAGCGCCUGGCGCACCAGGAGGUGCAGUGGCGGCUGGACAGCGGCGGCGCGGAGGCGCAGCCCAUGCAGGAGCCACAGCCCAUGGAGGAGGAUGAUGCAGGUGUUCCUUGGCUGCGUGGCCAUGUUGUGGACUACAUGUACGUUGAGGCCAACCUGCACACCUUCUCAGAUGACGACCUCGAGAAGCUGGUUGCCCACUCGGCCAUUGGCCUGGAGCAGUGGCAGCAGUACCGUCUCCAUCUGCAGCGGAUGCGAGGCGUUGAUGAGGAUAACCUUUCCGACCUGGGCAGUGAAGUUGCCGACAAUGACAUGGAGCCCCAGGAUCGCGACAAGUACCGUGACCUCAAGAGGCGAGCGGUGGAGCAAGGCUUGGACGUGCAGUCUGCCCAGGAGUACACCGACCUUCUCUCCAAGCGCAUCAUGGCGAAGGCGGGCAAGCGUGCCAGAGUUGUGUCCUCCGUCACGGCCGACAUGUACCGCAGCUUCUGUGUUGCCACGGCCAAGCAGAUGGGGGCCAUGGCGCCCAACAGGGGACGCUCGUUGGCGCUGCUCGCGCUUGCCGCUGCCGUGCUGCCCGUCACCUCCACGCUCAUCGGCGCGGAGGCUCUGCGGGAGCUCGAGGCGGACUUCGGCAAGGCCGAGCUGCAGCUCUGGGCGCAGGGCAGCUCCACGCAGAGCACCACCGCUCCCGUGGGCACCUCGACCCAGACCACCACCGCCUCCGGCUCUCGGGGAGGCCGAGCGAAGGUCAUGGACUUCCGCAACGAUUCGUCCAGUGGGCAGCAGGAGAACCUGACCUUGGCCGACCGCGUGCGCCCGACGCUGCGCCCCGCUGCCGGCGACGGGCCCCGAGGCGUGGCCAAGACGGGGCCGCCGAGCUCACAGGCCACCUGGACGACGACGCCGCCGGCUGCAGAGGCCGCUGCCAACGCGGGACGCCAGAACUCCAGCGCCCCCCAGGCCGCUGCGCAUGCUGGGCCCAAGGUUAUCGAUUUCCGCAACGGCAACGAGGAUGAUUCGCAGCUGGCUGCUGGCAGUGAGCCCGAGGCUGACAAGAAUGGCACGUUCAACGCCACGAACGCCACUGCCGAGGCUGACAACACCACGAACGCCACUGCAGAGGCUGACAAGAAUGGCACGUUCAACGCCACGAACGCCACUGCCGAGGCUGACAACACCACGAACGCCACUGCAGAGGCUGACAAGAAUGGCACGUUCAACGCCACGAACGCCACUGCAGAGGCUGAGAACACCACGAACGCCACUGCAGAGGCGGCAAAAGAGGUGUUCAAUUGCAGUGCGGGCGCCUUGAGGUGGCAGUGGGGAUGGUCCGACGAAAAGAAGGCGCACUGCUGCCAGCACGAGCAGGUCGGCUGCACGGCCAAUGCAACGAUGUCGGCCACGGCGUCUGGCCCCACCACUGCAGCUGGCAGCGAGGAGGCUGGGCUCGUGGCCAUGGCACCGAGCUCCGAGACGAUCAGGAAGAUGAUCUGCGUGGCGGCCGGCUCGCCGGAGCUCGAGGAUGAGAUGGUGAACCUCGUGUGCGACGAGAUUGAGGCAGCAAUGCCGUGGGCCAAGGACCAGUUCGAGCCCGACUGCGGCACCGCAUUGAAGGCCGCCUGGGCCGACAUCCUGGCGGACUGCCCCCGAGACACCCAGGCGCCGAGCAGCGAGGACAUCACCAGAAUCAUGUGCAACUUUGCGCUGGGCGACGGCCUCCGGGGGCAAGCCCUGCGCGACAUGUGCAAGGUGGUGGAGAGAGAGUUCCCGUGGAUGAAGCUGGAGCCGAAUUGCCACACGGUCCUCGAGGGCAUGGCCGACAGGGCCGCGCAGGGCUGCAACGGGAGCCGCGAAUGCAGGCGCGGCUCGGCUCGCACCGGCGGGCCCGAGACGAUCGCGCAGAGGUCGGGCUGCGUCGCGUCGGCGGGUGCGGCGAGGAAGACGGGGGGCGGCGCUGCAUCCACCUCGGGAGGGUCGGCAGCGAUGACCAAACGUGCAUGGGCUGCGGCGGACCACGGCCCCCGCCUGACCAGCCACAGGGUGGUCGCACAGCGCGACCAGCUCGCGGACGGCGCUCAAGUCCUCUCGGUCUCUUUCUACGGCCAGGCCAAGCCAGGACCCACGGGAGACAACAUCGCGCUCCUCGAGCUGGCCAGCGAGCAUGACCCGUGCGACGGGCACCACGGGCACCUGGUCGAGCACCACCUCGUCCUCCGCCACGGUGUCGACGACGACGGCCACCACCGACACCUCGACGAGCACCUCGGCGACGAGCACCAUCUCGACAACGCCGACGAUCGUGCCGUUGACACAUGCAGAUAUCGAAAGGUUGGUGUGCACCUCAGCGACACGGAGCCAGAUUUCCGGUGCCACUACCGUGCCCUAUGA
Molecule: messenger RNA, 2658 nt
Organism: Prorocentrum cordatum
Lineage: Eukaryota; Dinophyceae; Prorocentrales; Prorocentraceae
Source: the annotation of a GenBank genome assembly